UUGGUUUCUCUAAUCUGUGGUUCGAAAUAUCUUCAGUGAAAUAUGGAAUAAUAUUUAAAAAAAGAAAUAUCUUUUAUCAUUGCAGGUUAAUCGCAAAAAUUUAUAUAGAGAGAAAACUUAAUAUAUCAAUAAUCAUGGAUGAAAAAAAAGAGUUGUUAUCAAACACUAAAAAUAAUGGCACAAAAUCAAAAUAUGCGUGUAAUUUAAGUGGAAGGCCAACAAAUGAAAAAAUAAUAAAAUUUAGUCCACAACCCCAAUCUAUAAUAUCACAACUACUAAAUAAAAUUAAACAUGAUAAAAGCAAUAUUAGUGAAGUUGUGUAUAAUAAAAAACAUAAAAACGAAUUACUUGAAUUCUCAGAGGCUUAUGACUGUGAAGAGAUGAAGUGUACAAAAAUUAAAAAAAGAAGAUUAAGUAACUGUUUUAUAGAAAUAACACCGAAAAAAGAUAGUGCGACUUUUAUUAAUUACACAAAAAAUGUUACUGAAAAAAUUACUCACACACACAGCAGUAAUAAAAAGGAACUUAUGAAACACGUAAUAAAACAUGACAAAGAGUUUUCCUGUGAUUAUCCCGGUUGUUCAUAUAUAUGCAAAUUGUCAUCAAAUCUUAUAAAACAUAAACGGAUACAUACAUCAGAAAAACCUUAUUUAUGUGAUCAGUGUUCAUUUAGGUCAAACUUUGUCAAUUCAUUAAAAGUUCAUAAAAGAAUACACACAUCAGAGAGACCAUAUGCCUGCAACUACUGUGAUUAUAGAUGUAAUAGUAGUUCCAAUUUAAAAAAACAUUAUAGGCAUAAACAUUGGUCUAUACUACCAGAUUAAUUGUACCUGUGUACUAUUUUACUCCUUUUUAAUAGUUUCUAAUAUAUGGAACUAUGAAAUUAAAAGAAACCAUUUUUUAUAAUACAGUAUAAUGGUAUAAACAUCAACAUUGCAGCUAUGUGGUACUUUAAAAAAAAUUACACUAUAAGAAAGUAAUGUCUUUAUGUAGAACAAUUUUUUUUUUUUUUUAAUCUGGAUCGGGACACGGAUUGCAAAUUUAGUAGGCCUUUCAAGAUGUAAACAUCAGACAAUAUAUUUACCUUAUAAAGGAUUCAAAAUAAAAUUAUUUAUACAACUGGAAGGCAUCUAAUUAUCAAUCUGUUGAAUGUGAAAUAAAGGCAUGUUUAUCUUUCAA
Galleria mellonella (greater wax moth) is the source of this 1179-nucleotide messenger RNA. Its product is annotated as zinc finger protein 681-like. Lineage: Eukaryota; Metazoa; Arthropoda; Insecta; Lepidoptera; Pyralidae. The record is from RefSeq and is a predicted model, not a curated record. Gene Ontology annotation, biological process: regulation of transcription by RNA polymerase II. Bases 135 to 824 code for a protein of 229 amino acids. Gene Ontology annotation, molecular function: DNA-binding transcription factor activity, RNA polymerase II-specific; RNA polymerase II cis-regulatory region sequence-specific DNA binding. Gene Ontology annotation, cellular component: nucleus. The transcript has 2 exons.